Periophthalmus magnuspinnatus is the source of this 1560-nucleotide messenger RNA. It is a transcript of the gene ube2na, whose product is annotated as ubiquitin-conjugating enzyme E2Na. NCBI's taxonomy places the organism in Eukaryota, Metazoa, Chordata, Actinopteri, Gobiiformes, Gobiidae. The transcript is spliced from 4 exons. The coding region runs from base 91 to 555 and encodes 154 amino acids. The record is from RefSeq and is a predicted model, not a curated record.
ACGUGACGUGAAAGAACCCGGAAGUAGUGCUGCUGCUGCCUGUCAGUCGAGCUGCUGAGCCAGGGAGCUGAAGAGCACAUUUACAACAAGAUGGCAGGUCUGCCUCGCAGGAUCAUAAAGGAAACUCAACGUUUGUUGGCAGAGCCGGUUCCUGGCAUUAAAGCACUUCCUGAUGAGAGCAACGCACGUUACUUUCAUGUGGUUAUCGCUGGACCUCAGGACUCUCCUUUUGAGGGGGGAACCUUUAAGCUUGAACUUUUUUUACCAGAGGAAUACCCCAUGGCAGCUCCUAAAGUACGCUUUAUGACCAAAAUAUAUCACCCCAAUGUAGACAAACUGGGAAGAAUAUGCCUUGACAUUUUAAAAGAUAAAUGGUCACCUGCUCUUCAGAUUCGCACAGUCCUUCUGUCAAUCCAGGCAUUACUAAGUGCACCCAACCCUGAUGACCCCCUAGCAAAUGAUGUGGCAGAGCAAUGGAAGGCCAAUGAAGCAAUUGCCAUUGAGACAGCCAAGUCUUGGACCAGGCUUUAUGCUGGAAACAAAAAUGAAGUGUAGAGGAACUGGAGAUAGAAGUGGAAGUCAAGUGUGAACACAACUCCUCAUGUUCAGCCAAGACCUCUUCAUACUCCAUUUGCAUAUAAAGGACUCGGGUCUUAAUGAUAAAAUAUACAUCUAUAUUAUACUAUAAACAUACAUAUAUUGUAAGUGAAAAGAUCUGCUGACAGUUGAUUUAUAUGCACACACACGCAAUUAAAUGAUCGUCUUUGUCUCCCUUCACUACUGUUCACAUGCAUGGGCAGAGGUUUUACUCACUUAACUUUAUUUGCCCAUUGACUAUCAAAGCAUUGCCAACAGUCGCUUCAAACAGAAAUGCUACAUGUAGGGUUGCAAUGCAAGAGAUCUGUAAUCUCUGGGUCAAAUAGGGACAUAGGGGUGCAGUGGAAAGUCGCGCUAGAAAUGGUCAACCUUUUAUCUUUCUUUUAACACUGUUCUUUGUUGUUUCUUUGUCUAUAAAUGCUUCUAUCUAGUUACUACUUGCUGCUUUUAAAUAGGCACUCAUCUAGAGAGGGAUACAAGUGUGGCCUGCAGCAUCCCAGCAGAAAAGAUCAUAACCCAACUACUUCAGUCCAAAGUUUGUGGUGUAGAAGAGGAGAGUGGAGAAUAGAAUGGACCUUUCUUUAGUUUUAACACAGAUGUUUUUACCUGUCUUAUCUAUGUGAAAAACUGUUGCUACGCUCAUACUAACUAUGCCUUGUUCACACGUUUCACCUCUGCUUUUGCUUGGUCUGCUUCUUCUGAUGGCAUUUCUUUUGCCACACAAUUGCUACUUGGAGCUGUCAGUACGACUGGGGGUUGUGAAGGGUUGGGUUGCAGGAUCUAACAUAUGAGUCCAAUGGUCUAAAAGCCUGUAUUUUAUUCACUGUUUAUAAACUCAUUAUUUCUCUGAAUCUUGGGGCUGGGGUGGGGUGGGGGGUGGAAUUAUUUUCCUGAUUUCUGAAUGCUAUGAAUGGUCCACUUGCAUCUGUUUAUGUUCUGUAAAUAAAAUCUGUUGAUUGAUAA